This is a messenger RNA of Rhinolophus ferrumequinum (greater horseshoe bat), 5287 nucleotides long. RefSeq names its product protein SLFN14-like. The record is from RefSeq and is a predicted model, not a curated record. Gene Ontology annotation, molecular function: RNA endonuclease activity; ribosome binding. NCBI's taxonomy places the organism in Eukaryota, Metazoa, Chordata, Mammalia, Chiroptera, Rhinolophidae. Gene Ontology annotation, biological process: rRNA catabolic process; mRNA catabolic process.
AAUGAAAUUAACCAGGACAGGAGAUGCUUGUAAGCUAUGUGGAAACGACGCUCAGUUCCCUAGAAAUAAGAAGUUUAGCUUUGGCCCCUCACUUGAAAACUUCUGAAUUGUCCCAUUACUGCCUCAUUCACUCCCAGAAGUCAGACGCUGGCCUGCUAAUCUGCCCUGUCAUAGGCUUUUUUUGAGUCCUUAUCAGCCUUCCUCAGGGGGUCAAUGUUAUGAAGACUGGGGGAGUCGGGCAGAGUUCCUGCUCCUCCCAGGCUGAUAUCAAAGGGCACCAGGGACUGUGACAGAAAGCAAGUAUUCAGACCAAAGCCAGAUGUGGAAUUGAAACAGCAAGAGGAGAAGCAAGAGCAUCAGUCACUGUUUGGAGCACAGAGAGGCUGCUGAGAUGGAGAGUCUCAAGACCAAUAUGGAAAUGCUCUAUCCUGAGAAAAUCGUAGAAGUGGGCAGAGUGACUUUUGGAGAAGAGAACAGGAAGAAGAUGGCCAAUAAGUACUUGAAAAGAACUGAGAAUUCUACAAUCAUCCAAGCUACAUGUGCACUGUUAAAUUCUGGAGGGGGUGUGAUCAAAGCGGAGAUUGAUGAUAAAAACUACAGUUACCGAUGCCAUGGGCUGGGACACGAUCUGGAAACUUCUUUUCAAAAGCUCCUUCCUUCAGGUUCACAGAAAUACCUUGACUACAUGCAGCAGGGACACAACCUCCUGAUUUUUGUGAAGUCAUGGAGCCCAAAUGUUUCCAGCUUCCCCCUAAGGAUCUGCAGCUUGCACUCUAAUUUAUAUCAGAGAGAUGUGACUUCCGCUAUCAACCUGAGUGCCAGCAGCGCUCUGGAGCUUCUCAGAGAAAAGCAGUCUAGAGCCCAAAGAGGAAGAACAAGGGUGAAGGAGCUACAUCCUCAGAGAGUGCUUGAAAGAAACAUUCAGGAAGAAGAAGAUAUGAAGACGUCUGCCUCAGAAUUCUUUAAAAGGGACAAACUCAUGUAUAAAGAGAAACUCAGCUUUACUGAGUCAACACAUGUUGAGUUUAAAAGGUUCACCACCAAAAAGGUUAUCCCUCGGAUUAAAGAAAUGCUGCCUCAUUAUGUUUCUGCAUUUGCCAACACCCGUGGGGGAUACCUAAUUAUUGGGGUGGAUGAUGAGAGCAAAGAAGUGUUUGGAUGUAUGAGAGAAAAAGUGAACCCUGACUUAUUAAAAACAGAAAUAGAAAACUGCAUAGAAAAAUUGCCCAGAUUCCAUUUCUGCUGUGAGAAGCCAAAGGUGACUUUCACCACCAGAAUCUUGGAUGUAUACCAAAAAGAUGCCCUGUAUGGUUAUGUCUGUGUGAUUCACGUGGAGCCCUUCUGCUGUGUAGUAUUCACAGAGGCCCCGGAUUCCUGGAUCAUGAGGGACAAUUCUGUCACAAGGCUCACCGCCGAGCACUGGGUAGCCCUGAUGCUGGAUAUUCAGCCAGCUCCUUCCAGCUUGGCCACAGACUACAGCCUUCCCCUGAUUUCACCAGCUUCAUCUGCCAAGAAGCCAUCAUAUCCCAUAAAAGUCCUGGAAUUUAAGGCGGCUCUACAACAACGUUUGUUUCCAGUGCUACAGGAAGAGAUACAAUUUAAACCAGAAUCCCUCUGUAAGAAGCUAUUCUCAGAUCACAAAGGACUGGAGGAAUUAAUGAAGUCGCAGAUACGUCCUUGUUCUCAAGGGAUUGUGAUAUUUUCUAGAAGCUGGGCGAGUGAUGUUGGCUUACGGAAAGAGCAGGAUGUCCUGUGUGACGCACUCCUAAUAGCAGUGAACAGCCCCCUGGUACUCUAUACAAUCUUAAUACAGCCCAGUGAGAGGGAAGGGCUUGCGUAUGCCCGAAGUACUGCUUAUCAGUUAAAGCAGAAACUGGGAACUGUUGGUGGCUACACAGGAAAAGUGUGUGUCAUCCCAAAGCUGAUGCACCUGCCCAGCACACGGUGCGAACCCUGUGAAAUCCCUGUGUACUACCCCCAGUCCUACCAGCUUGCUAACAAGGAGGAAAUGGAAGACUUGCUGCAGGCCCUUAUCGUGGUCUCGCUGUGCUCUAGAUCUCUUCUGAGUCACCAGCUGGGCUGUGAAUUUUUCAACUUGCUCAUCGCAGAGCAGUGCGAGUUGCUUUCAAAGAACCUUCGGGAGACACGAGAAUUGUUCAUCCACUGCUUUCCGGGAACCAGAAAGACAGCCAUAGCCAUAAAGAUCAUGGAGAAAAUUAAGGACUUUUUCCACUGCAAACCAAAAGAGAUUCUCUAUGUGUGUGAAAGUGACUCCUUAAAGGAUUACGUGCUCCAACAAAGCACCUGCCAGGCUGUGACCCGGAAAACGUUCAUGCAAGGGAAGUUCCUAAAGAUUAAACACAUAGUGGUGGAUGAGACUGAGAAGUUCUGCAGUCAAUAUGGUGACUGGUACACAAAGGCUAAGAGCAUCACCCAUCCAAAGGUGAGGGCGGCUGGAAGUGAAAACCUUCCCCGUGGGGUCCUCUGGCUUUUUCUGGACCCUUUCCAAGUCCAUCAUGCAGAUGGCAAUGGCCUUCCCCCUCCAUCGGCUCAGUUUCCUCGUAAAACAAUCACCAAUGGGAUCCACUGUUCUCUGGAAAUAGCAAUGGUCAUAAAACAAGAAAUGAAGAGAAUCAAAGAAAAUCGUCCCUCCAACAUGUGUCCAGACACACUGGCAUUGUUCAGGGAAGAUGCCUACAGGGAAGUAAUGUGUGCUCAGGCUCUGCCCGGGGUGUGUGAGACAGAGACUAACCUGACAACAGAACAAAUGGCCAACCACGUGGCAGAAAGAUGUCACAACCUGUUCCAAUAUGGCUAUCUGCCCAAAGAUAUAGCAAUUCUGUGCAGGAGUGGGGAGGACAGAGGACGCUAUGAGCGUGCCCUGCUAAAAGCCAUGGAAUUAACUGAGACCCACGGAGUGACAGGAGUUGUGUUCAGCCGGGCCUCUGGUGUGUUGGGCAGUGACAUCAUUUUAGACAGCGUUCAGCAGUUCUCAGGCCUGGAGAGGAAUAUCGUGUUCGGGCUGAGUCCAGAAUGCACCCUGUCAGAGGACACUCAUAAGCUCUGUUUUGCUUCAAGAGCCAUUAAACACCUCUAUCUGCUUUAUGAAAAGAGGGCAGCUUUCUGAAAAUUAUUUGAAGCAAUACAGGAAGCCAGAUAGAACAGAGUUCCUUCUCCCAGGCAGGUGGCAGUUACUCCUUUGCACACAUGACAAGUGAGGAAAUCCAGGCACAGUCAGCAUGGCAGAGAGCCACAGAAAUGUAUCGGGGAACUGACCCUGACACUCUGUUUGCAGUGUCACUGUCGGUUUUCCAGUCCAUUUCACCUCCUCCAUGUACAACAGACUUCAAUGUGGUCCCCUGCCUCCAGCUUUCAUGCUGUCAAACAGAGAGGUUCUCCUCAAAUAGAGAACUGAUUUUGUGACAUCCCCUGCUAAUGCAUCUUCAAUGAUUCCCUGCAGUCUUCAAACCAAACCAAUUUUCAAGGCUUUCCAUGAUACACCCUGACUUGCUCUCCGAAUCCAUCCUUUAUUAUAUCUCCAUCUCCCAGUUUCUAAUGCACCCAGCCUUACUGGUCUAUUUAAGGGGGUCAAAGGUAGGGUGCUCACCCAGUUGCUUACUUUGACUCGGUGUCUCAGGACAGACGGCACCUUGGUUGGCACCUCAUACUGGCUAUGGGUCUCAAGCUUUAUAGGCUCAGAACUUGAUUUCCUUUUUGCACCAAGUCUGGAUCAGUCUCUCUGGGAUGGCUUUAUGCUAAUAAAGCUCACAGAAGACCAAGGCAAAAAUGAAAAUGCCACUCCGUCCAUUUACAGUGCGGAUUAUAGUAAUAAGUGAGCCAGAUGCUUUCGCUAGUCAGUAUAUUCAAUAGUAACAUAGGAAGCCAAAUUAUAGAAGCAUAGCUUUGCAGCAAGGGGGAGCUGGUAAUCUGACUCAAUUGUCCGAAGUCUUCCGGCUAUGUUAGACUAUGGCAAUCAUCUCCAAAACAGGGAUAUUUCCACCACAAGGACUGGUCAGGGCAGGUUUACAAAAGAAAGUUUAGAAUGCUAUGAGUGACUCGUUGUCCCAUAAUUUCUGCCUCAGAUAAAAUUUUUUCUCUCUCUCCUAGUUUCUAAAGUUUCCAGGUUGACAACCAACCUUCCCUCACUCUUCCCAACACUACCAAUACUUGCUCACAUUCCAUUCUCACGUGUUAAUACGUUCAUCUAGGCUACCAACUGCUUGGACCAGCAACAGGCCUGGGAAGUAGCCUGUCUAGAAGGAGUCUUUGCUCAUUCCUGCUCUCUUCCGUGAUGAUCUGGUGUUAAUUUUAUAAUCCAACUGUGAGAGGUUACGGGGAGCCUGGGUGGCAAUCCAGCACCUAUGAUGCCUGUACACAUUCCUGGCUUCUGGCUGUGCCUGUGCCAUUUUCUCGGCCUUCAAACCCUUUUCUGCUCCCUCUGACGCGUCAGUCAAGCCCCUGUUCAAGAACCCACCUCUUCAAUGCAACUUUCAUCAUCCCCCUAAGUCAAACUUGGUUUCUCUUUUUGCAGCCAUUCUAUGGCUUCAUUUUUUUUUUUUUUUUUUUUUUGUGAUAGCACUAAAGUCAUUCUAAACUGCCAGAUAACUAAUUGUUGGCGUAGCAAAAUCUAGGCAAUACAUUCCUAUCAUGUCUUCUUUCCAAUGUAUGUGUUAUAUAUUAGAAAUAACAAUUUAUUCUUAAUAAUAUAUUAGAAAUAAAAUCUUGUUUUUCUGUCUUAAGGUUUUUUGUUUUGUUUUGUUUUAUGGCUCUGGAAAGAUUCCUCUUUCGAGACUAUUCUUCUAGAAAAGUGUAGGACAAAUUCAUUCAUGCUGGGGAGGUCUGAAUGCAGGACAAAGUGUGGAAAUAUUCUUUUGGCUGUAAUUUCAGAUAAAGCCCAUCAGCUUUCCAAGAGGUGGGAAGGCAGGUGGGGCUUGGGGAAGUGCCCUUAGCUGCCUGUCUGAACUGCUCAGGCCAUCAGACAGGCCAGUAUGAAUCUAGUCUUGGCCGUGGAUUGGACAAAAGAACCUCUUUCCCAACUUCUGCUGCACCAAUUACUUGGCGCUUCCUCCUUUUUACUGUUCCUUGGGGGUUUUAGGGUACUUUUAGGUGGGAGAAAAUCAUAAAGUUCAGCAACUAAUUCAUUUUUGAUGAUGCAAAAGAUACCAGUGUCCUAACAUUUGAGAUAAUGGAAGAUGUGUGAAUUCUUUAAAAAUAAUUUAAAGAGGGCUGGCCCAGUGGCUCAGGCGGUUGGAGCUCCUUGCUCCUAACUCUGGAGGCUGCCAGUUCG